Panicum virgatum (switchgrass) is the source of this 465-nucleotide messenger RNA. RefSeq names its product aspartyl protease family protein At5g10770-like. Gene Ontology annotation, molecular function: aspartic-type endopeptidase activity. The record is from RefSeq and is a predicted model, not a curated record. The coding region runs from base 1 to 465 and encodes 154 amino acids. Gene Ontology annotation, biological process: proteolysis. The transcript has 3 exons. NCBI's taxonomy places the organism in Eukaryota, Viridiplantae, Streptophyta, Magnoliopsida, Poales, Poaceae.
AUGGCGUCGCCGCACCGGUCGCUCAUGCGCCUGCUCGUGCUCUGCCUCCUCUGCGGCGCGUCUCUCGCGGCGACGCGGCGCUACCUCUCCGUCAGCAUGGACGAGCUGCUGAUGAGCUCCAAGGCUCACCUCGACUGCCCUCCCUUGAAGAAGUCAGAGGUCGUCGUCCUCGUCCACCACCUCGUCACCUGCACCAUCGCCGUCGCCACGCCCCAUCCCUGGGGGCACAAUGCCAUCAUCAUCCCGGCCGUGUCGUUAAAGUUCAGCGACGGCGCCGUUGUCGACCUCGACUUCUUUGGGAUCCUGAUUUUCCUGGACGAUGCGACGGCCAUCGGGUGCCUCGCGUUCGCGGCGAGGCCGCAGACGAUGACGUUCAACAUCAUUGGCAACACGCAGCAGCGGUCGGCUGAGGUGAUCUACGACGUCGCGGCGGAGAAGAUCGGGUUUGUCCCGGGCAGUUGCUGA